Molecule: messenger RNA, 306 nt
Organism: Protopolystoma xenopodis
Lineage: Eukaryota; Metazoa; Platyhelminthes; Monogenea; Polystomatidea; Polystomatidae
Source: the annotation of a GenBank genome assembly
AAGGACGGUAACGAGGGCGAUGAGAAGGGCGAGGCGAGAAAGGAGACCAGCUCGCCGGGCGGGCCUCGACUCGACCGGCCCGGCAUGACGGCCAAUCAGCUGGCGGUCAGCUUCUUGAUGUGGCUUCCGUUGACACGUCAUCUCUGCCAGACGCGAGAGCAGGGUCUGGUGAAACAGGUCGAAGAGGAGGUGAUGGUAACCGUGGCCGGCUUCCUCACGCUCUACCAACAGCGUGUGCACAACUACCUGGCCGGUUGGAGCACGACAGACGAGUUGGACUUUAAAGCCACCCCAAGUCCCAAUUAA